Messenger RNA from Saccostrea echinata, 1335 nucleotides. RefSeq lists its product as uncharacterized. The transcript is spliced from 7 exons. The coding region runs from base 1 to 1335 and encodes 444 amino acids. The record is from RefSeq and is a predicted model, not a curated record. Lineage: Eukaryota; Metazoa; Mollusca; Bivalvia; Ostreida; Ostreidae.
AUGUGUGAAAUAUUGGGGACCGUAUCCGGAUUACUAAUUCUGCGUUCUUACAAGACAGGCAUCACAACUAACCCGAGGUUCCAAAAUACUCCCGAAAAAACAGAGAAGGAAGGAGACACAGUGUACGGGCGAAAUUUGUCAAUCAGAAGUGAUCGUAUAUCCAUUACUGUGAACUUGACAUCCCUAGAAAGCAUGGUAUUUCUGAAAGUAUUAAUUGAAGAAAAUGCCGCAUCAGUUGCCAGAGCGGAAUCCCUGAUCUUCCAUGAUCCUUCAACUAUCGACACAACCAAGAAAAGUACCAAUAAAAACUACACCAAACCUGGAUUUCUAAAAUCACUGCUCUCUACAACUGAGUCAGCUGACUUGUCAUCUAAUGUCCAAGUUAAUACUGACUUUGGAACACACCAAGAAUAUCAUGGUUGGUUGGUCACGGGUACCAUUUUAGUUUUUCUCGUUGUCACAUCUCUUUUCAUCUGGAAAUUCAAACCUGGAAAAAACAAGAUGAUGUCCACAGACACUUCCGAUAGUACAAAGAAAGGGAAGAAUUUGACAUCAGUAGAGAAUAUUGAAAGGAACAAUAGUGCCAUACAAAUAUCGUCAGAAAUGUCACACAGAGUUGUGUACACAAGCCUUAUUUCAUCAACGGAUCAAACUGAAGAUUACGAGGAACCCAUUCACUUUCCAUUGCCACAAUCUAAUGUGUAUAUUGAGAUUCUUCCAGAUCUGAAGUGGACUGAAUGUAUCCUGUACAGCUCCCCUUGUUUGGAAACACAGCACUGGAAAAAGUACGAAGUCCGUUGUCCCGAGAAUCAGACGAUAUAUAUAAGACAGCACAAUAUUAGAGAUAGCUGUCAGGAUGAAGGAUUAGGAUGUGAUGAAAAGACAGUUAACUCUUGUAGUUCUUCCUUACCACUCAAUAGAACAAUUACAGAUUACCAGACACCAUUUACAGAGUCUGUAAAUAAAUGCAAUGGCAAAAGGGAGUGCAUCCUGUUCACAGAGUACUUUGAAAGGAUUGAAUCAAAGGAUGGCGCUUUAUGCAGAAACAACCUAAAUACGUCAAUAUUUCAGCGAAUUGAAUAUGAAUGCAUACCAGAUGUCCACGUAGUAGAUAACUGUGUAAGAGAAGUGGACAACCAAACUGAAGUACACGAUAUAUAUCUACGCUUCUCUGUGAAGAACAGGAAUCAUUCUUGUCGUUUGAUUGGCGGGCUAUCAGGAAUAGAAAUUUUACACACCUACAAUUCAGCAUUGCGCCUACUUUUCCAACAUAUUCCUGUUUAUGGUAAGCUGGUUUUAUUCAUUAUGAAGCUUCUCCAAAUACAGAAGGGGUGA